GCCAAGUCUUACAAUCAACAUGUUCGCUAAGGUCCUUAUCUUCUGCGCUGCCCUCGCAGCUGCUCACGGAUCAGCCCUCUUUGCAGCACCCCUCGUCAAUACUGGAGUCAGCGUGGAAUCCCGACAACAAGAUUCUUUGGGCAACUAUGCGUACGCCUAUGACAUCAAGGAUGGAUUAAGUGGUUCUGUUAACUCCAAGGCUGAAGUAGGAAGAGCAGUUGCUGUCACCGCUCCAGUAGUUGCCGCUCCCUUGGCUUAUGCUGCCCCUGCAAUCGCCGCUCCUUUGACCUACGCGGCCCAUGCAGUUGCCGCUCCAGUAGCUUACGGAGGUGUUCUCGGACAUGCUGGUGUACUUGGUCUUCGAUACGGAGUCGGUCUCGGACACGGAGCUCCCCUCGGACUGGGCUAUGGAGCAGGCAUCUUGGCUGCUGGACACGGCAAAGUUCUGCUUUAAAAAGUCGCUGUUAGAAGUAAAUGAACUCUGUCUGCCAGGAUGAAAUUGUAAAUGUGUUAUUUAUUUUGAA
Molecule: messenger RNA, 524 nt
Organism: Argiope bruennichi
Lineage: Eukaryota; Metazoa; Arthropoda; Arachnida; Araneae; Araneidae
Product: adult-specific rigid cuticular protein 15.5-like
Exons: 3
Coding region: 20-454 (144 amino acids)
Source: RefSeq, a predicted model, not a curated record